Scleropages formosus (Asian bonytongue) is the source of this 1576-nucleotide messenger RNA. Its product is annotated as ATP-dependent RNA helicase DDX39A. Gene Ontology annotation, molecular function: RNA helicase activity; ATP binding; nucleic acid binding. NCBI's taxonomy places the organism in Eukaryota, Metazoa, Chordata, Actinopteri, Osteoglossiformes, Osteoglossidae. The transcript is spliced from 10 exons. The coding region runs from base 99 to 1382 and encodes 427 amino acids. The record is from RefSeq and is a predicted model, not a curated record.
GAGGCGGUAGUUCCGGAAAGUAGUGAAAAGUUGAGGCCUGCCCAUGUGGGUUGUAUGAUCGAGUCCAGCGCAGCUUUUCUUAAAUAACCACCUUAAGCAUGGCCGAAAACGACGUUGACAACGAACUGCUGGACUAUGAGGAGGACGAGGAGCCGCAGGCAGCCUCGGAGAACGCAGCUCCUGCUGUGAAGAAGGAGGUCAAAGGCUCCUACGUCUCGAUCCACAGCUCUGGCUUCCGGGACUUCUUGCUGAAACCUGAGCUGCUGCGUGCCAUUGUGGACUGUGGCUUUGAGCAUCCAUCCGAAGUCCAGCAUGAGUGCAUCCCACAAGCCAUCCUGGGCAUGGACAUCCUGUGCCAGGCCAAGUCUGGUAUGGGCAAGACAGCUGUGUUUGUGCUGGCCACCCUGCAGCAGAUCGAGCCUGUGGAUGGACAGGUCUCUGUGCUGGUUAUGUGCCACACACGUGAGCUGGCUUUCCAGAUUAGCAAAGAAUACGAGCGCUUCUCCAAGUACAUGCCCACAGUCAAGGUGGCUGUGUUCUUCGGCGGCCUCUCCAUCAAGAAGGAUGAGGAUGUGCUGAAGAAGAACUGCCCCCACAUUGUGGUGGGCACACCCGGGCGCAUCCUUGCCCUCAUCCGCAACAAGACCCUGAAUCUCAAGAACGUCAAACACUUUGUCCUGGAUGAGUGUGACAAGAUGCUGGAGCAGCUGGACAUGAGACGCGACGUGCAGGACAUCUUCCGGCUGACACCUCACGAGAAGCAGUGCAUGAUGUUCAGCGCCACCCUCAGCAAAGAGAUCCGACCUGUCUGCCGCAAGUUCAUGCAAGAUCCCAUGGAGGUGUUUGUGGACGAUGAGACCAAGCUGACUCUCCACGGGCUACAGCAGUACUACUGCAAGCUGAAAGACAGCGAGAAGAACCGGAAGCUCUUCGACUUGCUCGAUGUCCUGGAGUUCAAUCAGGUGGUGAUUUUUGUGAAGUCAGUACAGCGGUGUGUGGCACUGUCUCAGCUGCUGGUGGAGCAGAACUUCCCAGCCAUAGCCAUCCACAGGGGCAUGGCCCAGGAGGAGAGGUUAUCUCGCUACCAGCAGUUCAAGGACUUCCAGCGUCGGAUCCUGGUGGCCACCAACCUCUUUGGCCGUGGAAUGGACAUCGAGAGGGUGAACAUCGUUUUCAACUACGACAUGCCAGAAGACUCAGACACCUACCUCCACAGGGUUGCUCGUGCUGGAAGGUUUGGGACAAAGGGCCUUGCCGUCACGUUUGUGUCUGAUGAGACCGAUGCCAAGACCCUAAACGACGUGCAGGACCGCUUCGAGGUCAAUGUGGCUGAGCUGCCAGAGGAGAUCGACAUCUCCUCUUACAUUGAACAAUCCAGAUGAGUCGUCUGGAAAAAUGAAGAUCCCUCCAGCCCACCCAUUUCCUCCAAGUAUGUUCUUGAGAAGGCAAAGCUUAUGUGUUUUAUAGCACCCCUCCCCUGCUCUGUUCAAAGUGUAAAACUUGUUUUAUUGUGUUUCACUGGGUGAGUGUCUGGUUUUAAUUUGUAUUUCUCCUCCUCACUCAAUGUCAAUUGUGG